AUGGCCAGCUCUGGUAUCUACGAGGAUGAAGACCUUACCGAUGUAUCGGACCAAGAGUCGUUGUACGCAGAAUCGCCAAUCGCGGAGUCGCCUUCGGAUGGGUACUUUGAGCAACGCGAUCACCCACAAGAGACGUUUGUCGAGCAGUCUGCUGUACGAGCAGAGACUGAAGCCAAAGCACGAGAAGCAACGCAGAGCACAAUGAGCCAACGAGUGUCGGAGAUUAUCUCGCCACGCCAAUCUCUAUACUCGCCUGUACAGGCUGAUGAAUCGACGCCAUUAUUGGACGCAGGACCAGCGCCUCCGGAUUACGCUGCCGCCACAGCUGGACGGAGCCGCGAUGGUCCAAUGGCUAGCAGCCCGCCAAUAAGUCCUAGCAGAGACAGAAACGAACGUUCGUCUCGGCAAACCUCGUCUGGAUACGGCAGCUUUAGUUACCCGCCGUACAGCGACAACGGCAGUGCACAGGAGGGCGGUGCUCAAUGGCCAUUCGGGCCGCGAGGUAGCCCUUUUGGCUCUCAAUUUCCGUUCGGACCUGAAGGCACUCCAUUCAACCCAGGCUUUCCGUUUGGCACAGUACAAGCGCCGCAGAGUAUGGGAGGCGGUCCUUCCCAAGUGCCCGACCACAUCUCAAGUCCCGAGUCUGCACGAAGAGAGCAGUCGAAAUACAGGCGGCAACGGUGGCGGCGGGCUUAUUCUUGUGGGAGAUCUAUUAUCUUGGCAGUCAUUCUGGUUGGACUAGCUAUACUAGCUGUGAUUGCAGUUGGCGCAAGACUGGCACGGCAAGCAGCAAGACAAAACACACCAGCAAGUGGCGGUGGAGGAAGUGGCGGUGGAGGUGAUGGCCGCAACAGCAGCGACGGGAUCGGCUCGCCAGAUAACACUGAGCCAUUCCACCCCGCGCCGGCUCAUCCUCCGAGCGACGUCUGCGCUAUUCGGUAUAUCACAGAGGCUCUCUUCUUCGAUUUUGCCAAUCCAGACAGUUUCACACUCCUGGAAGCUAUGGACUCGGUUCUCUAUAUGACUGGUGGAGUCAGUGGGACUACACAUAUCUCCGCAGCACCUCCAGAUCAGGAGACUGCUAUCAGAGUCUGGGUGUCUUAUGGUAUGAGUGAAGACGGAUGGGAGGCAACAGACAUGGAUCACACCAAAGCUGAGGAUGGCUUGGAGCUCAGCUUCCCGAAAUCGAACGGUCAGAGACACAGGGGUACGUGGGCGCGCAACCCAUGCAUGACUGUCUCGAUCAACAUCUAUAUCAAAGGGCAUGUCAACCUCGACACGUUCGCCGUGCUCACGAAGAAUCUCAUCAUUGAAGCUGGACAGGGUCCACCUGGUCUCCCAGAUUAUGAUCUUGUUUCAGAAACAUGGAUCAUCGACAAAGCCAGAUUCACAACCACGGCUGGAAGUGUAUACAUGCCGUAUUGGUCCACACGUGAAACUCGUAUUGAGACUCACAGCGGCGAAGUCAAAGGCGAGUACGCACUGCAAGAUCUCCUCUCCAUCAAGACAUGGUCUGGUCGUAUCGGCAUUCGAGUCUCCGGUCUUGAAGAGGGGCCCGGAACGCCAAAGCCGGCCGUCCUCGACGUCUACUCUCGGAGCGCUAGUGUGCGUGUCGACUUCCCUACAGUCGGUGAGCAGCCAUGGCGAGACUACCAGACCAGUAUAGAGACCCACUCCGGCUCUAUCAAUGGCAAGUACUUCUUCACAAGUAAAUUCGAAGUCUCCUCAUGGUCUGGAUCCAUCAACGCUGAUCUACAGCCCUUCCCUACACGCCUAACACCUUAUCUUUCCUCGAACGUGAACUCGGCUUCUACGAAUCUCAAGAUCCUGCCCUAUCUGAACGAUACUAGUGCUACUAUAAGCAACCUGGUGUCGAAUCACAAGUCACGAUCUGGAUCAUUGGAUCUCCAAUACCCAAAGGUAUGGGAGGGCAUGAUCGAUGGUACGACGAGUAGUGGUAGUAUCAAUAUUGGAGGCGAAGGUGUUGAAUAUUACUAUCAAGGCGAUCGCAAGGUCGUGGCACAUAAAGGCUAUGGGAGAUCGAAGCUUGAGUUCACUGGGCAAAGUUCCUCGGUCAACAUCAGGAUUGGUGACCGAUGA
This is a messenger RNA of Recurvomyces mirabilis, 2100 nucleotides long. RefSeq lists its product as uncharacterized. The transcript has a single exon. The record is from RefSeq and is a predicted model, not a curated record. Bases 1 to 2100 code for a protein of 699 amino acids. Lineage: Eukaryota; Fungi; Ascomycota; Dothideomycetes; Mycosphaerellales; Teratosphaeriaceae.